GUACAUUCCGAGGCUCGCUUAAAUAUAUUAUUGUGAUCUAAAAAUGGUUGCAUAUUGGAAGGGGGGAUGGCUGCGGAAACGCUGCGGAUCAGUUGACUGACGCCAACGGACAAGUAUAUAAGCAGGGCAGUCCGCCAGUUGCAGGAUCAGAUAACACAGCAUUACUUAGCUAACACAGUCACUCAGCAACCCAGCUACUUAGCCACUUCGCCGCCUCAUCUGCUCGAUAAUCGCUGCUCUCUCAGCUGUUCAUACUGCCACCACUUAGCCGCCUGUCUCAGCUGUUCUAAGUGCCAACUCACUAUCGCUGCUACUGCUUUCCCCAGUUAUCGCUGCUCCUUCGCUGCUCCUUCUGCUUCUGCUGCUGCUGCUACUGCUACCACAUCGCCUUCUACCAUGCUUUCCCAAAAGUUGUUGCUCUCGUUGGCCCUCGCCUCCUCCGCCUUGGCCGCCUGCAACCCCCUCACCUCGUCCUCGUGCUCGCCAGACCCUGCCUUGGGCUCCGACAUCAACGAGUCCUUCACCUCCAAGCCAGACAAGUUCUCAGUAAUGGCUUACCCUGACGGUGUCAACUACACCCCCAAGGGCUUGGAGUUGACGUUGGCCAAGCGUUUCGACAACCCCUCGUUGAAGUCCGACUUCUACAUCAUGUUUGGACGCGUGGAAGUCCACCUCAAGGCCGCUCCAGGUGUAGGGGUGGUGUCCAGUUUCUACUUGCAGUCCGACGAUUUGGACGAAAUCGACAUCGAGAUGUUGGGUGGUGACACCACCCAGUUCCAGAGCAACUGGUUCACCAAGGGCAACACCGCCACCUACGACAGAGGCGAGUACCACAACGUGGCCUCACCCCAAGCCGACUUCCACAACUACACCAUUGACUGGACAAAAGACCAUGUCGAGUGGUGGUACGACGGCCAGUUGCUCAGAACAUUGACCCCAAACAACCCUCAGGGGUUCCCUCAGACCCCCAUGCAGCUUUUUGCCGGAAUCUGGGCUGGUGGUGACCCCAACAACGCUCCCGGAACCAUCGAAUGGGCUGGAGGUCUCACCCAAUACGAUCAGGCUCCUUUCACCAUGGCCAUCAACAAGUUGCUUGUUAGCGACUACUCCUCAGGCACCUCCUACUCCUACAGCGACCAAUCCGGCUCUUGGUCCUCCAUUUCUGCUAAGGACGGCAAGGUCAACGGAAGAAUUGGGUCGGCCAAUGCUAGUCCUCAGGAAGACAGUGCCCAAUCCCAAUCAAAAUCAAGCUCUUCCGCCUCCAGCACCUCCAGCACCUCCAGCUCAAGUUCUUCCUCGGUUUCCUCUUCCACUUCCACCACAUCUGACAGCUCUUCCUCGGUUUCCAGCUCAACCACUACCACUGCCCGUUCUACCACCGGCACUUCGGUUACUUCUAGUUCGAGCACCUCGGUUCCAAGUUCAUCCACUGUUUCCACAACUUCCAGCUCCAAGGCUUCAGGUAUCGAAACAGUGACCACUGCAUCGUCUUCUUCCGCUGCUGCUGGCGUUGAAGCUUCUUCAUCUACCUCAGCAGCAGGUGUUGCUAGCAAAAACACCGCCACCACCGAAAGCGCCAGCACAACUGCCCCUUCUGGACCUCCAGCUGCUCGUGUGAGUACCGCUCCUGGUUCGAGUGCUGCUGGUAGCGAGAACCCAUCUUCUGUGUUCAUUCCUACUGGAUUCUCAACCACUACCACUGCUGCUUCCCAGAGUGCUACUUCAGAAACUCACAUUUCAGUGGCUGCAUCCAGCAACAUGGCAGGUACAACCAAAUGGAAUUCGUUAAUGGCGGCUCUCUGUUUGGUUGGUUACUCCCUUUUCUGAUAUCUUCCGAUGUCAUUUGCAUAAACAAGUUGUAUUUAGUUCUUUUUCAACAUUAGAUAAAAUUCUCAUA
Molecule: messenger RNA, 1897 nt
Organism: Suhomyces tanzawaensis NRRL Y-17324
Lineage: Eukaryota; Fungi; Ascomycota; Pichiomycetes; Serinales; Debaryomycetaceae
Product: glycoside hydrolase family 16 protein
Exons: 1
Coding region: 397-1827 (476 amino acids)
Biological process (GO): fungal-type cell wall organization; carbohydrate metabolic process
Cellular component (GO): fungal-type cell wall
Molecular function (GO): hydrolase activity, hydrolyzing O-glycosyl compounds; glycosyltransferase activity
Source: RefSeq, a predicted model, not a curated record